Messenger RNA from Hordeum vulgare subsp. vulgare (domesticated barley), 3719 nucleotides. RefSeq lists its product as uncharacterized. The transcript is spliced from 5 exons. The record is from RefSeq and is a predicted model, not a curated record. The coding region runs from base 1827 to 3038 and encodes 403 amino acids. NCBI's taxonomy places the organism in Eukaryota, Viridiplantae, Streptophyta, Magnoliopsida, Poales, Poaceae.
GGGCUCGAUCAAUAUGAGUUAAAGAUAUACGUUACUGAUAACGUAUGCAAGUAAUAAAUGCUACUAAAGACCAUUGGCUGAACGUAUGUCCGUUGGCCUUUGUGGGUGACUUCUGGUCUUCGAUGUCGACUGGAAUUCUUCAGAGUGGAUACAGGUCGUCGAGUGGAUGGGGAUGCAGUCCGAGUGUUUACAUACCGAGUGACUUUUUAGGUGCCAUCCCCAUCCAGUCGGAAUCUUCUGUCUGACCCUUGGCCUAAUAAUGAGGUACACUUGGGUAGGACAUUCAGGUCAGGCAUGUGACCCUUCCCUAGGUACACAUCCCCAUCAUUAGCCCCCGAAUGGAUCGGGGUUCGAGUGACGAAGGGGUCGAUGCAAGUUCUUGAUGAGUUGUUCUCAUCUUGGUCAUUUUCCUCGGAUUGAUAAAACUUCGGGUCGACUGAAAUCUUCGUCAUUCGCCUUGAUCGAUUUCCGUUGCGAAGUGUGCCCGAGUGAUUUCAGAUGCUUGGACUCAUUCUCAGUGACUGACAGGAUCUUUUGAUAUGACUGAUCACUACGGCAGGUCCGGAUCUCACGGGAUUCGAAAUUUCGGUUUCCGCGCGCCUCGCGGGGAUGACGCAACUGUCAGGGCAAGUGGAGCAACAAUGCCUCGAUUACCGUGCCGUCAUCAUCGCCACGCAUCAUGUCUCCUCUGAUAUCGUGAUAAGCUGAGAUCUGGAGGGCCCACCAGUCGGUGACUCAGUCGGCCGGUUAUAUAAAUGCGGUUGGGGCUAGGGUUACAGCUGCGCCUUGAUCUUUUCUUGCUUCUCCUCCACCUUUGUCCCACCAUCUUUGAUCAGUCUUUCCUUCACCACCGCAGCCAUGCCGAAGAGAAAAAUCUCCAAGCUCGAGCGCACUAAGAAGGGCGGCAAGGGGAGAAAGCCCGGUCGGACCGCAGUGCCGACAGGGUGGAUACAAGGGGAUUUUCUUUCGUCCACCGUGACGAAGGAGGACGUCCUGGAUCUUGUCGAGAACGGGAUGGUGGUGGAGAACUCUUGGAGACUGCCGGAGGGGGAGCUUGAGCCGGCACCUCGCGAGGGGGAGCGGGUCCUUUUCCCCACACAUGUCGAACGAGGUUUUUCUCUGCCUCCACACCCUUUCUUCCGGGGCUUCCUCUUUUACUUCGGGAUACAACUUCACCACCUUCCACUGAAUACUGUCGCAUACCUUUCCGCAUUUAUCACUCUGUGCGAGUGUUUCUUGGGUUGCCCUCCUCACUGGGGGCUGUUCAAGAACAUAUUCACUGCUUGGUCCCAAACGGUGAAAAAAGCGAAUCCCGGGGACUCUCGGACCAACGUUAUCCAGUUGUGUGGUGGGUUAGGGAUCCAGAAAAGGAAUAUGAGCGCUUAUCCUCCAAUGACCCUUCCUGAAUCGGUUAGAAACUGACAGUCGACAUGGUUCUACUGCAAUGAUAUCGCAUCUCCGAACAUGUCGACCAGCCUCCCUCCUUUCACCUUAGAUCGUCCGACUUCCCCUAGAAUACCGACUAUAUUCGAGGCUGAGAAGGCAGAAGUGGAGAUGUUGGCGGGUGAGGUGAUCAGCUUGGUCAGAAAUGGGCUGACUGGUAUGGACCUGCUAGAGACGUUCCUUAGUCGGCGCAUCCAACCCCUUCAGGUGAGGGACCAUGCCAUGUGGCAUUACUCUGGUUCUGAAGAUUCCACUCGGUCGCACCACGAGGAAGUCGAUCAAGAAAUGGUAAGCUAGUCGAUCAAAAGCAUCAUCGGUGCUUGCGACAACCCCGUGGGAUCCAAAUGAGUCGUGCCAUAUUCUGCUGAGAAUAAGCCGCAAAAAUGGAAUGGACGAACUUGCACUCUCCUGUGCCCAACAUGGAGCAGUUUGAUCUCGGGGCGGAAAGUGAAGGCGGCAGCGCCGAGAGUGAAUAUGUUGUUGAUAGUGAAGAAAGCGAAGAUGCUUCAGACGGCAGUGAAGAAGAAGAACAACCUCCUCCAUGCCGCGAGCCGCGAUCCAAGCAACGUCAUGACCCAGUGGCUGCUCCAAGCAAAACAGUCACCUCCAGCAGUAGAAAUGUGAAGCGGGACCGAGCCGCUGCAACUGACUCUGUGGAAAAGGCUGCGAAGCAGCCAAAGCCUGAUGCGCCCAAGCUUCGGAAGGCCUUGCCGCGUAUGAGAAUUGUCCUGACGGUCACCUCAGUUGCUGUUACUUCGGUGUCGACUUCUGUCGGGACUGGAGAUGAUCAUAUGGACUUGGAAGUCGUGGAUAAGCCUGCUCCUCGACCAGCUUCAGACGUCAGUUUCUUAGAUGACGAACAAGAGCCGCAGCAUACAGCUGCAGAACAAACUCUUGUCGAGCCGGUAACGUCUGCACUGGGAAUGCCUGUGACGCCUGCACCGAGUGUACCUCCGGUCGGUUCGGGUGCUAUGGCAACAACCCCUCCGACUGGAUCGACUAUCGUGCCGACUGUGCUGAGUGCGCCUCCGGUAACCCAAGCUACCACUGCUAUGAUGCCAACCUCCUCAUCACUUGCAUUUUCCCUGCACCGCGUCCUAGAGGAGCAUACUGGUGCUGCCAAAGAGGCUAUGAUCCAAGCUGAGCUGAUGAUGCAGCGGACUAAGGAGGUGUUCGAGGCCAGUAAGUUGGCGUAUGACGCCAGCUCGGCGCUCCAGGCGAACAUCCGAGUAAGUUCAACUGCUUGCGAGAUUGGGUCGCAAUAUACCCAGAUGGAAUCUAAGAAGAACCAGCUGCAGCUGGAGUAUGACACUAUGAAGAAGGUGCUUGAAGACACGGAUCUAGUCCUUGCAAAACUUAAGGAGAAGUCCAAAGCUGAUGAGCAGAAGCUUGCGGACUUUAACAGGCUGGUGGCAGAAAAUGAAAAAAUGAAGAAAGAAAGAGAUGUGUGGGCAAAGAAGCUUGAUUUUAUGGCAAAGAGGGGAAACACCAUAGAAAAGUUUGUAAAAGAUUUUCUGGCGAAGAUGCUUGCAACCCUCAUUGGUACGUUCUCUUUGCCGAGUGUAUUUGUGCAAAUUUCACCGAAUGAAAUGUGACUAAUGCUUCAUCUUUCUUCUUCCACAAAAUUCUGUCCGGACUUGGAGAAACAAACCUUCGAGGUGGAGCCAUACCUGGACCACAUUAAGAUACGUGUUCCUGAUGACUUGGCCAUAGAUAUGUAUCGCGUCAACUGUCGCCUCGUGAAGGUUCAAGGGUAUCUCACUUGACUGCGAGUUGCUGUGGCGGGAUUGGCAAGGAACUGUGGCAUGAGGAUACGUUCCUUGUUGAUUUGGAAGCUAUGAUGCACCACUUGGGUCGGGUUCCUGACAGGGUCCAAGCAUGGAAGAAAUCCGCUGCUUGCUGUGGAGAUGAUGUUACCCUCUCACUCGUCAGGGUUCAUUGCAAGGAGGCGAGAGAAGAUAAGCUAAAAACGUUCCAAGUGGCGAACACCAAGAAGCUCCAGUUCAAGGAUUUCAUGGAGACCUUCAUCAGCGCUGUGACUCGCAUUGCUGAUGGAAUUGAUCUCGAUACUUUUGUCGAUCCAGCAAGUCCCGGAGGUCCUUGAGAAGGAAACUGUUGUUAUUCCCAAAAAACUUUAAAUUUGCCUCGGUAUGCCGAGUGGUUGAUGUACCGUUAAACUUCGUUUGGGUGUAGAACCCGAGUACUUUAUGGCUGCAUGGAUGACUUUGAUCCGUGUUGAGCUCUUUUGAAUUUAUCUGCUUCUGAGAUUUACGAGA